CGCUGCUCCAACUGGGCUGCCAGACAGAAAAGGAAAAAAAACAUCGUCAACAGAAGAAGUGUAUGAAGGCACAAUCAACAAUGAAGAGCUUGUCUGGCUCCUGAGGGGCGUUUUUGAAUGACUGAACUCUUCCCAUGCAUUGAACAGGGAAUACGCGCGCCUAAUUCUCAGCUGAGGAUUCUACGUAGGCUGCAAACACCUAGGAUCAGAUCUUUAAACGACAACUUUUUCACGUAAAUUGACAAAAGUGAAGAAGAGAUGGCCAGUUCAGCUCGAGAACAUCUGCUUUUUGUGCGACGUCGCAACCCACAGUUACGAUAUACUCUCAGCCCAGAGAAUCUACAGAGUUUGGCAUCUCAGGGUACCAUGGCUGAGAACAUGAACUUACAGCGUGCCAACAGUGAUACUGAUUUAGUCACCUCAGAUAGCAGAUCUAGUUUGACAGCAAGUAUGUAUGAAUACACCUUGGGACAAUCUCAGAACCUUAUCAUCUUCUGGGAUAUUAAAGAGGAAGUAGACCCAACUGACUGGAUAGGACUUUAUCAUAUAGAUGAGAACUCUCCAGCUAAUUUCUGGGAUUCCAAGAAUCGGGGAGUGACUGGCACGCAGAAAGGACAAAUUGUAUGGCGAAUUGAACCUGGCCCAUAUUUUAUGGAAUCCGAAAUAAAGAUCUGUUUUAAAUACUACCAUGGUGUUAGUGGAGCCCUCCGAGCAACUACUCCAUGUAUCACUGUGAAAAAUCCAGCUGUGAUGAUGGGAGUAGAAGGCAUGGAUGAAGGUGCUUCUGGAACCCAGCACUCUCGGAAGUUAGUCAGCUUUACCCUGUCAGAUAUUAGAGCGGUUGGACUUAAAAAAGGCAUGUUCUUCAACCCCGAUCCUUACCUAAAGAUGUCCAUUCAGCCAAGCAAGAAAAGUACAUUUCCUACAUUUGCUCAUCAUGGUCAGGAAAGAAGGUCGACUAUCAUCAGUAACACAACUAAUCCUAUUUGGCACAGAGAGAAAUAUUCUUUUGUUGCACUUCUAACAGAUGUCCUGGAAAUUGAGGUUAAAGACAAAUUUGCCAAGAGUCGUCCAAUCAUCAAGCGCUUUCUUGGGAAGUUAACCAUACCAGUUCAGAGACUACUGGAGAGACAUGCAAUUGGAGACCAGAUUCUCAGCUAUAAUCUUGGUAGAAGGCUUCCAGCUGAUCAUGUAAGUGGAUAUCUCCAGUUCAAAGUGGAAAUCACAUCUUCUGUUCAUGAAGAUGCUUCACCAGAAACCGUGGGCACUUUGCUGGGAGUGAACUCUGUCAAUGGAGACUUGGGGAGCCCCUCUGAUGACGAGGAUGUGCCAGCAGGACAUCACGAUACGUCUACGGUGUGUUCCAACGGGCCAGUCCUCGAGGAAUCUUCUGGAGAAGCAAUCCCCAGACACCCUUUAAGGACUAGUACAACUCUGGAAACAGACCAGGAUGAGUUAACCUCCACUGCUUCAAGAUCAUCCCCUACCAGGGGUCGCCAGGACUCACUGAAUGACUAUCUGGAUGCAAUAGAACACAGUAAUCAUCCCAGAUCUGGUACAUCUGCCUGUGGUGAGCGUCCCCUUGGAGCAUCCCCGAAACUGAGGAGCAGCUUCCCUACUGACACAAGACUUAAUGCUAUGCUUCACAUUGACUCGGAUGAAGAAGAGCAUGAGCUACAUCAAGAGCUGGGUUUUCCGUCUUCCUUGGAAGAUGAUGGUGGUUUAGUAAUGCUUAAUGGUGCUACAAGAAGUGUUGAAAGAAAUGGUUCAAGUUACUCAUCAGAUCAGGUAAUGCAAGGGCCUGCAGAGAAUGAAAACGCUUCAGCCUCUGAAGCUCCUUUGCAAUCGACUGAUGACCAGCAAGAGACUCUCCAAGAUUUUCAACCAUCACGUGAAAGCCCACAAGGCUCUCAAAGUGAAACGCCAGCAGAACAGCCUGGCAGUGAGUUGUGUGCUGCUCAAGAGGCAGAGCAACCUCCUAGCAGUGCGGACUCAGGAGCUCCUGAUGCUGCUGCUGGGAGCAGAAGAGGUGCUAGUGAAACAGAAUCCAUUGAUCAAGGGUCUGAGCCUUCCCAGGUGUCAUCAGAAACUGAGCAGAGUGAUCCUGCUCGCACAGAAAGUGUCAGUGAGGCUAGUACCAGGCCAGAAGGGGAGAGCGAUGCGGAAGGGGCAGACAGUUCUUGCAAUGAAAGCGUGACUGUGCGACGUUCCUCAGUUGAAAUGCGAUGUUCUUUUGAAAGUGCCAGGUUUCCUGAGACUCCAGCCUUUUCUUCUCAGGAAGAGGAAGAGGCAGCUUGUGCCACUGAUGUGGCUAGAAUUGAGGCUGCUGCUGACACACAGGACUCUACAAGUACUUCUGGCUCUUUGCCUGCAGUCCAGGUACCUCAGGAGGAGGUACAGGAGGCUGAUGCAGGUAUAUUGCAAGACCAAGAGGAAGCAGAAGAAAUUUGGCAAAGAAGAAGUGGCCUGCAGGCGGCAGCUGCCAAUAGCCAGUCUCAGGAUGAAGAAAAUGAAGGAGCCCAAGCAGCUUGCGAGGGUGCCACAGCAGAAGUUGAAGGAGCUACUGGAGGUGCUCAAGCCAACGGCCAUCAGCCCUUGAGGUCGCUGCCUUCAGUACGUCAGGAUGUUAGCCGGUACCAGAGAGUGGAUGAGGCUCUACCACCAAAUUGGGAGGCUCGAAUUGACAGCCACGGACGGAUUUUUUAUGUGGACCACGUGAACAGGACAACAACGUGGCAGCGACCCACAGCCCCCCCAGCCCCGCAGAUUCUCCAGAGGUCAAAUUCCAUCCAGCAAAUGGAACAGCUGAAUCGCCGGUACCAGAGCAUCCGAAGAACAAUGACUAACGACAGGCCUGAAGAGCACACAAAUGCCAUGGAUGGAGCUGGAGAGGAAACGGACUUUCACCAUGCUAAUGCAGAUUUUCGAAGAGAGAAUGUGCUGCCUCACUCUACCUCCAGGUCCAGACUUACUUUAUUGCUCCAGUCUCCCCCCGUGAAAUUCCUUAUCAGCCCAGAGUUCUUUACAGUGCUGCAUUCUAACCCUAGUGCCUACCGCAUGUUUACAAAUAACACGUGUUUGAAGCACAUGAUCACCAAAGUCCGGCGGGACACCCACCAUUUUGAACGCUACCAGCAUAAUCGUGAUUUGGUGGGCUUCCUCAACAUGUUUGCUAACAAGCAGCUGGAGCUGCCAAGAGGCUGGGAAAUGAAACAUGACCAUCAGGGCAAGGCUUUCUUUGUUGACCACAAUUCCCGCACCACCACAUUCAUUGACCCCCGGCUUCCCUUGCAGAGCAGCAGGCCCACUAGCGCAUUAGUCCAUCGGCAGCACUUAACUAGACAACGCAGCCACAGUGCUGGUGAGGUUGGAGAGGACUCCCGUCAUUCAGGCCCACCAGUUUUACCAAGACCGUCUAGCACAUUUAAUACAGUCAGCAGAGCUCAAUACCAGGACAUGGUUCCAGUGGCUUACAAUGACAAGAUUGUUGCAUUUUUGCGGCAGCCCAAUAUCUUUGAAAUUCUACAAGAGCGUCAACCAGACCUUACCAGGAAUCAUUCGCUCAGGGAGAAGAUCCAGUUCAUCCGGACAGAGGGAACACCUGGGCUGGUGCGUUUAUCCAGCGACGCAGACCUCGUCAUGUUACUCAGCUUGUUUGAAGAGGAGAUAAUGUCAUAUGUCCCGCCACAUGCCUUACUUCAUCCCAGUUAUUGCCAGUCCCCGAGAGGCUCACCGGUGUCUUCGCCUCAGAACUCUCCAGGUACUCAGCGUGCCAAUGCCCGGGCUCCAGCUCCUUACAAAAGAGAUUUUGAAGCCAAGUUGAGGAACUUUUAUAGGAAGCUGGAAACUAAAGGAUAUGGACAAGGCCCAGGGAAACUGAAAUUAAUCAUCAGAAGAGACCACUUGCUGGAAGAUGCCUUUAACCAGAUUAUGGGUUACUCAAGAAAAGACCUGCAGAGAAAUAAACUCUAUGUCACAUUUGUUGGGGAAGAAGGGUUGGACUACAGUGGACCUUCAAGAGAGUUUUUUUUCCUGGUGUCUAGAGAGCUCUUCAAUCCGUACUAUGGUUUGUUUGAAUAUUCAGCCAACGAUACCUACACAGUACAAAUAAGUCCCAUGUCUGCUUUUGUAGACAAUCACCACGAGUGGUUCAGGUUUAGUGGUCGAAUCCUUGGUCUUGCUCUGAUACAUCAGUAUUUACUCGAUGCCUUCUUUACGCGGCCCUUUUAUAAAGCUCUCCUCCGAAUACUCUGUGACCUGAGUGACCUGGAAUACCUUGAUGAGGAGUUUCACCAGAGUUUGCAAUGGAUGAAAGACAACGAUAUACAUGAUAUCCUAGAUCUCACAUUUACUGUGAAUGAAGAAGUUUUUGGGCAGAUCACUGAACGGGAGUUAAAGCCAGGAGGUGCCAACAUCCCAGUCACUGAGAAGAACAAGAAAGAAUAUAUAGAAAGAAUGGUGAAAUGGAGAAUUGAGAGAGGAGUUGUACAACAAACAGAAAGUCUAGUUCGUGGUUUCUAUGAGGUGGUUGAUGCCAGGCUUGUGUCUGUAUUUGAUGCAAGAGAACUGGAACUGGUUAUAGCUGGAACGGCAGAAAUAGACCUGAGUGACUGGAGAAAUAACACAGAGUAUAGAGGAGGUUAUCAUGACAAUCACAUUGUAAUUCGGUGGUUCUGGGCUGCUGUGGAAAGAUUCAACAAUGAACAACGACUAAGACUUUUACAGUUUGUUACAGGCACGUCCAGCAUACCUUAUGAAGGAUUUGCCUCUCUAAGGGGGAGCAAUGGUCCAAGGAGGUUCUGCGUAGAGAAGUGGGGGAAGAUCACUGCUCUUCCAAGGUAUGAAUGUUAAUUUUCAGUAGAGGACCUUCCCCCUUAUCCGUCAUUCUCUAUGUUAUAUGAAAAACUGUUGACAGCAGUUGAAGAGACAAGUACUUUUGGACUUGAGUGAUAUACUAACCACAGUGCCCAGCUCUUUGGACUUUGUGGAUCUGUCUACUCAGAGAAUGAAUGAACGUUUGUACUGGAUUUCCUAGAGGAAAAUUGUUUCACAAUGCCAUUCCCAUAAUGAGAUUCCAUGAAGGAGCUUAUGAAGCAAUUAAAAGCAAUGUGAUAGUGGCAGAAUCCUCUACAGUGACACUAGAGCGUGCCUGAUGUGCAGGGAAAGCCAAGUCUUGCAAUCCAGUUUUUCAGGACUGCCAAACUUUUUAUGUUUGUGUUCUGAGACAACAAGAAAUGUGAUCCUGUGUUGUGAUCAACACGGCUACUGCAAAACUGACAUGUACCUGGAAAGUGGAUUUCACCAAAGUUUUGAAUAUAAAAUUCAAGUCAAAAUGUGAAAUCAUUCAGCCCCUCCCUCCCCCACAGUAACUUAGCGAAAAGUCACACGAUAGACUUUUUUUGGAAGAUUCGUAAAGGUACAUUAUUUUAUGCCAUAUGUUAUAACAGAAUAUCCAGUACUUGUUACACCUAAGACUACCAGUGCCUGCAUGGUGUGCACCAUAGAUUUCAGCUUCCUGGGCAGAAGUGAAUUGGAAGGAAAGUCUGCAGCAAAGGAUGUCACAACAACGGCUUGCAUUGAGGAGGUUUGUGGAAAUGUAUAUGCAAGUGGUGUGUAUAGCAAAAAAAGAGCUGUUAUAAAAUGAACUUAACAACUUAAUAAGACUGAUUUUAUGCUUUAUACUGCAUGGAAAUUAUUUUAAGAAGAAACUAGCAGUUUAUCACAGCAUAUCAGGAAAAAAUCCUUACACAGUGACUUCUGUUUAUUUUUAUAGGUUCAUUAUAUUAGGUUUCUUAGAGCGUAAACAGGAAACAAGCAAACUAAAAUGCUAAUUCUUUUCUUGUCACUUUCCAUGCUUAGACAGCCAUUGUGCUAGUGUUUAUUCUUUAAGCACUCUCAAGGGAAAAAAAAUGCCUUUUAUUUUUAUAAGGGUAAAAAAACUCCCAAAAUAUUUUGCACUGAAUGUACCAAAGUUGAAGGGACAUUAUGAUCUGACUGACAGCAAACUGCAUCACUAUCAAGUAUCUAUAAAAUGCUUAGGAAUCAGGCUUUCUUCAUGGUGCCAUGUCUAUAGAUAUCAGGACUGUGCACAUAAGUAAUAAUUUUAUAAUACUUACUCUAUGUGAUAUUGUAAUAUGCAUUUAUUUUAAAUGCAUCUGGGUCAUUUUUCAUGCAUUGGAAAACUUAAUGCAAUGGAGUUUAAUACAGAUAUUUCAUAUGUUCCCCGCAACUUUUUAUUCAUACAGCACCAUAAAACACUAGCUCCUCUGGAAAUCCAUGCAUAACCUACUUUAAGGUGAACUGCUCAUCAUAGUGCCACUGCCCCAUGUCAGUAAACACCUACAAGAUGAAACUGUUCACAGUCUCUUUAAGCUUGCAUUUUCACUUAUCAAAUGAAAUAACUUAUCAAAUGUUAUUUGAAUGAGUUCUUUUUUUUAUGGCAUAUCAAAUGCUGCAUGGACAUCAAUUUAUUUAUGCUUAAUUUCGCCAAAAUGCACAAGGCUUGCUGGCAUCCAUUUUUGGUACUUUUCUCCAGAUGGUGUUGUGGAACACUUAACACAGCUGCGCACGGUUUCUUGUACAGUUGCUGAGAUACAGUGCAUCCAGCACAUUUUAAAAAUUCGGAAAGUUGCACUUGGAUACUGGAUGACAAGAACAUGAAGCGGGGCCUCCUGAGAGUGCUGAGGCACAGCAAGCCCUGUUUUGUGGGCGAAGUACGUUUUGAAGUAAACUUAACGUUCUCACUUUGGAGACUCUGCAAACGGCACCUCAGGGAGGUAUCCUGCUUGUUUCUGUGGGAGUAUUUUCCUACGGAGGUGAACGUCGAUGAAGAUGUCAUCGGCGGAGGCUGCCGUUCCACCCUCCAAAUCAGAAGGCAGGUGCAAUUGUGGUGGCGGCAAGACUGAGGAAACGCGUCGGGCUUACUGAGUAAAUGUUACCUGUGCAAAGGAAAACGCACUUGGAAAAUCAGAGUGAAAGCAUCCUUUGCUUUCAGGAAUAACUCAGCUUCUGCAUGACAUCUGGGACUCACUCAAGUAACGCAAGAUUUCUUACACUACUUCUGGCUGGGAUGACGUAGCAAAGAAAAAUCCAAACAUGUCAUCCUACGUUCACACGUACGCUUACCAGCCUUUGCUAAGAUUGCAUGUCGCAGGUGUUAGCGCACAUCUUUUGUCAGAACACUGAGGAGCAGUAGGCACAUUCACUUCUCAUCAGGUCCCUCCAGCAUGGCUUCUUUCAUAUGGUCAAUUCAUUGAGUGGCUGAAACUUUGGCACUCAGAGCAGAAUGCAACUUUUGCUUGGUUGAGGGACAGCAGAAUUUUGAUUUUACAGUACUGUGUUAUCUGUGGUCUGAAAAGGAGAUUUCCCAGGUGGAAAGUACAUCUACAGGUUUUGAACCAGAAACUCUUUGGAAUGAAAAGUUUAAAUACUUGCCACAAAACGAGUUUAUACGAGUCUGCCUUUAAGUUAUGCUUUUGUACAAAUCAAAAAUAAUAAAUGCAUCUGACAAUUUUUAUUUAAAUCUAUCUACCACACACAUUUGUUCUGUAUUUACCACACACAUUUGUUCUGUAUUUAUGCAUAUAUAAAUAAUUGAGGUUAGUUGUCAUAAUCCAGGAUUCUGUGAAGAUUUGACAGGAUCACCAGUGCCGCAGGUGAAAGUUUAAAAACAAAAAAAAUGUAGAAUUCAUGUAGCAUUAGGACUGAGAAAGACUAAGGAAAAGCUGCUACUUCCUCCUUUGCUGCCAACAUCAUGUGUGGGAUGCCGGAAAAACGCUAUAUGAACGCGAUGAGGAGUCGGCUGCCCAGAAACGGCUACCGAGGUUGCCUCGGGUGCUUGGCUAGCGCCAUGUGAUAAUAGGAGCAGUGCUGGCGCUCUGAAGAGAUGAGUAGCUGGGGAGCACAGGAAAUGAAGCCUGGCCUUUCCCAAAUACCCACAUCUCCCGGCUACUGAAUGGAAUAGUCUCCCUUCCGCAUGGGAAGCCGUUCCCAUUAAAUGCCUCUCCAAGUGAAAGCCAGCUUUUGUGUCCUGCAGAUGAGUGCAGCAAGCGAUCACAGGGCUUUAGCUUAUGACGUGCAGUGAACAGGCGUAAGGAUCCCAAAUAGAGAAGCCUUCCUGAAACGCUCUCUCCUCAGAGCUUUUCCAACUGGUGCUAAGGAGUUUCAUGUCUAGGGAGGAAGCGAACCAGGCUACGUGUGGAGCAGGCAGUAGCUUCCCUUCAGCCCCAGCGCGGUGCCAGCUGGCGUUCACAUAACCUGCAGCGUUUCCGUCAGACAGAGCGUCUGGCUGGGGAGUGCCUCCGGGAGUUCAGGGGAGGUGCCUGCGUUUCCCACUCUGCCAGAAGUGGCACUGCUGGUCUAAAAGUGCCAGCAAGCCUGGGCAGCCUGCGCAGCCGGGCUGUCCGCACGGGGCCAGCCGGCGCCUCCAUCCCCAGCACCCGGGGGGACCUGGCCUACCUCCUGGGUGCGCAGCGUCCCCGGGCAAGCAGAGGUGCAUUCACACACUGCGCGCUACUAGUGAUCAAUUCAACUGUAACUGCUAAAUACACUGGAAAAGCUGGUAAUCAGUGAAUUUAUGCGAUGCAUCACCUCCUAUAGCAAGCAGUCGCCCCUUCAAAGUCUGCAAGGCAGAAGGAGUCACUUAGCAGUAUUUGCACCCAGCGCAGUUAGGAGAUGACUGUCUGUUACUUGUGCAGCGCCGCCAGCUGCACGUUGCAGAUUAACGUGUGAAAGGAUUCUCUUAAUCCAAAAUGAAUUCCAAUUUAAUAUGUAAAAUAGUUCUGCUGACUGGCACCCCCCCCCCACGCACACACGCGCCAUCAGGUGUUCCUUGGUAUUCUUCAAACACUUCCCUUUUUGUUUCCAAACAUGAUUUUCAUUAUUCAUGCCGUGAACCUACCAUAACAAGGUGUUAACAUUGCUUGGAGAGUAUCUAGGGUGAAAUCCAUCUGAGUACACAGGCCUGCUGGGCACCACCUAUACUCCACAGUAAAGCUGUUAACCUCAGGUCAUUCAGUAUAUGGUAAAUACGUGUAAUCUUGAGGAAAACUGCAAAUCUAGGCAGCAGCAUGCUGACAGGACAUCGGACAGACUUUCUGGCGUGAGGUAAACUGGCAAAGCACUGGACUGGUAGUUUGUUUGUUUUUAAUUAUAAGAGAGAGAACAGUUUAGUGGUUUCCUAUGUGUUUUUAAUCCUCCUAAAGCCCCAAAAGCCCUUGCCUCUGAAGCAUUAGGAACGGUAUUAUCUGGCUGCUCUAGGUAAUCUCAGUAUUAAUUGCAGGGGUUUGCGGAGUCCCUCCAGAGUUAACUGCUGAGGUUCUUGGAGAUGCUUACAAGCGCCUUGCCUAGGACAGAGGGGGUUCUUGUUCGCAAAACGGAAAUCUGUGCUAGCUAUGUUGGAGUAGCCUCUAUAAAAUGCAUUUGCUGUAAUACAAAGGUAGUUAAUCCUUUUCAGCAGUUGAAGCUUAUUUGUAUUAAAUUAUACUAGUAAUUAUGUUUAUCUUGCCACUGAUUUUAUGUGGAAGGGUAAUUUAUUCCUAUUAACACUAAUGGGAAUUAAGCAAUAAGUAUUGUUUCCAGUCAUAAGGUUACAGACUUUUGCCUUAAUGUGAACCUUAUAAUACUAAUACUCAACACCCACUGCUGUUUCCCUUUCUCAUCCAUUGCUCGCCACCUGCAAAAGGUAAGCCAAUUCUACUUCAAGCAAAAUUUCAGAAUAAUUGCUCAAACCUGGUUUCUUAAACUGUCUGCAUUUUGGCUGUACUGCGCAGGCCAAAACAGAACUGCAAAAAUAUUAAGGGUUGACUAGCUGACAUACUGCAAGUUAAAAACCUUUACAGCGUUAUUAGCGCCACCGCAGUGGCUGCUGUAGUCGAACCUUUUGCCUAAAUAUUUUAACAUAAGAAAGAGUUUAGGGGGGUAGUAAAUUUGAAAUUGCUUAUCUGCUGGAAAGAUAAAUACACAUUGAACAAAUAUUAAACAGUAACUGUUGAAAAGACAGCAAGUUUAAAAGCCUUUUUACAAGCCUUUUUUGUUACUAGUAAGAUGAGAAUCAUUAAGCUGAACACAUAAAAGUAGAAUACCGUUUCCGUAGCAUGUGUUGUUUUUUAAAGAAAGGUAUUGUUCAGGUCAAAACUUCAUAGGAUGCUAUUUUGUCAGCUUUACUCAGUGUCGUGUUAUGUCAUAGACGUUUUUAGGUAAACUCACAACUAAUUUGAGAGUUCUGUUUAAAAUCAGUGAUGUUAUAACGACUCUUUUGUCCCUGCUCCGUAAGACUCCUGACUGUAGGUAAAAAGAUGACAGUCAGGGAUUCCUCUGGAACGGCUACAGUCCAGUGUAAUGUUUGUAUCUAUUCAAAGUGCCACUGACAUAUCCCCUGAGGGCUAUUUGAAAAAGUUACUGUGCUCAUUAAUUAGCCCUCUUCUGAAUCAAUAAUCAGCAUUCUGAACUUUUUUCCAUUAUGCACCAAGUGGAGUUAGACUAUGUCACAGAAUAAUAAUAAAAAAAAAUGCAGCUACAGAUAUAUUCUAACAAAUCUCUUAAAGUCAUGGUGAAUGCAACAUGGAGCCAGGCUAUGUUUGUUUGAAUCCUUCAUCCUUUUAAACCACUUAUAACAGAAAUUAUAUUUUGUUUUUGAGUACACAGUUAUUUUAUUCUUAGUACAUUCGGAAACUUACCAGUCAGCCCCUACUAGAAAAAGCUCCAUAUACUAAGAGUGGGAUUUCUAACCGCCCGGGGCACGCUGUUCCGCUAAUUUAACCCAGUUUUGUGCUACUCUCAAGGUAAGCAGCUUUUAAUUGUGUAGACCUACAAUACUCCACAAGAGUCUGGCGUCCCUUAUUCUGAGCUGCCUUCCAAGGCCGUCCUCUCCCUUCUAAUUGCGCAUAAUCCUGCAAGCACCCCGAGAGAAACACUGGCCAACUGCACUGACUGUAACUGUAGGAGCAGAGUAAGAUUGUGCUCUUUUUCCUAUCGAGAAUUAAGCUGGUCUCCUUUGCAACAAGAGUAACUCCCAUCAGUGCAAAGAGUCAGGAGCCUAAGAGUUACUCUGAAAUCUAGAUCUUGUGCGUGGUUUAAGAAAAAACAUCUCUUCAUCCAAUAGUCAUAAAAGUUACUUGGAAAACAAAUAUUGGAUUAUGUAUCCAGUGGUCGAAUAUCCUUUGACUUUGGUUUUGUGAAGUUAAUCAAGAGGCAGGGGAUUUUUUUCUUACAAAGCUUUCUAUCGCCAGAGUUUUGCCCGCUUGCUGCUAGCAGGCUUUUGGCUGCCGGCGUGAGUAGCCCUCGCAGUGCCGCGGGUCAGCGCUGAUCCAGCCGUCGCUGAGGCGAAGGAGCUGCGGCUUCGGUGAGGACCAGGCCCUCCACAGGUGGAGGCUUUAGUCACGCAGCCCUUGAUAGGGGUUUCUCCCAAAAGGUAGUUCAGGUCUCCAUUUCCUGUUAAUAGCAACAUGGGCAGCUCGUGACAUAGUCUAUUGACUUACCUGUUCAGCACCUCUCAUUUUAAAUCAAGAAAAUUAUGAUUUUUAUAGUUGGAAAUAUUGACUCCAUUGUCUUAUCUAAGAGUUUUGAAUCUAGCUGAUAAAGAUUUUGCUCAGAAAUUAUAAUCGAUUGCAGUGCUGACUGCAGUCAGGCAUUGGAGCUGAGUAAUUUUAAAAUAGAUUCCUGUAUGAAUAAACAAAUAAAACUCUGAAGCCUCAUAAUUUAUGCUAAAGCAGGUAUGCAAUUGUAGGCAUUGUAAUGAUAAGAGAUGGUAGUUCCACAUAAAGGUACAGCAUAUAACAUACGGCCAGGGAAGAGUGCUGGAGUGAAAACAAGACUGACAGAGUAGGGACGGAAAUAGGAUUAGCUUUUGGAAAUAGGGUGUAGGACAGUGAGCAGUGCUGAGCACCAAAUAUACAGCAUGGGAUACUUUUUGUUUGAAAAUUAAGGUACUAUACCCCAGAAAAGUUACCAUUAAUCCUGAAUUACAGUAAUGUUGCCACUCCACUGCAGGAUACAUUUUAGCUAGUUUUUAAGUUUUUAGAAUCUGAACUAGAAGAUCAGAAAAAUGAUUUCUCUUUUGGUUGUUUUUAUCUUUUUGGUUUUGUUUUUUUAAUUGGACUACUCUCAAGAAAAUGAAGGCUUCUAAAUAAAACAAGGGUGGCGUCUGGGAGUUUUAUUUAUUUUUGUUUUUACAAUUAUUGUGUUUAUUGCUAGCUGUAUUGGCAAGCUAAACAAUAUCUGAUAAAAAGUUAAAUCAUCACUACUAACUGUAACUUUCAUUUUAAAUGUAAUGGGCCAAAUCCUAACUACCUAAAAUUCAGAUAUGUGAAAAUGCACAUGUUUUAGCUGGUGGGGUUUUGUGUUACAGUUGCAUAAGAGCCGUAAAUUUCCACCAAGAGUUUUUUUUGUCAUUCAGGAAUAGUUGUGAAGUUUCUAAAGUGUAUUCUAGGUGAUAGUGCAAUGGCCUAGUUGGCUUUGGCCAAGAUGGUGCGAGUCCUGACUCCUCUCUGGCUCUAGUGACAGCAUCAAAAAAAAAAAAAAAUUGAGACGGUAAGAAGAAUGUCAGCAUCUGAACAAGACAAUCUAAAAAAACAAGACAAUUGGAUGAAGUUGGGUAUGAAAGUCAAAAGAAGAAUUCUUUGCAAGUUUCUUUUUCAACAUGGUAACUGAGGUGGUAGAACUUUCCUAUAAACUUUAAGUCCCAAACUAGAAGAUGACUAGUAUGUUGGACCCUAAUGCUUCAAUAGUUCCAUAUAGCAGGACAUUUUUCUGCAAUGAGUUUACAACACUCAGGAGACUGCUGUUAAUUAUCAGCAUUGCAGGGAGGAAGAUUUUUAAUGAUAUUAAGUACAUAAAUCAUCUUAGGAGGAUGCUUUUUCUUUGUAAUCUGUUUUUCCUUGGAAUGGCAUCACCUUGAGGGUGUCCGUGAAUCUGGAUCAGCAAGGUUGCCUUUUGUAUAAGCAACUGAACAUUUAUACUUGUAAGGGCUGGUAUAGUAUGGAAGGGGAAGACUUUGGAGAAAAGGAAGUCACCAAAUUGAACGUUUGGUGCGGAAAGCUGGUGCCCGCAGGUCAUUCAGUAUUCUUGUCCUUGCGAGGCUACAGUUCUGGUUUUCAGUAUGUUUGAAAGUGCAUGUAGUUUUCUGAGUUUUUGUAGUGGGGAUGCGGGCAUCCAGAAUCUAACAGGUAUAUAGGUGCAUCUCCCUCAUUUUUGACAAUUACUUGAUCUAGUUUUAUACCAAGUUCUUUGUUUUUAAAGAAUUUCAGGCACUGAGAAUAUAGAGUGCAUAUUUAUUUCUAAGCUUUAAGUAGAACACAUGUGGUGUAUUUUUUAAUCCUUUCCAUAGUUUUCAGUUUGGUAUCCACAAGACUGUAUAUCAAAUACAAUGCCAAGUUUUUCUAUCUUUCUACAAGACAAUUUAAGUUUCAUCUGAAUUUGGUAUAUGUCUUUCACAAAAUACUAAAUGGGGAAAAUGUGCUUCAAGCAUUAAGAUGGUGUGUGUCUUUUUCUCCAUUUACAUUGCAUCACUUUUUUUUUUUUUCUUUGAGGCAGAGAGCAGAUAUGAAAUGUGCUGAGUGUGUUACAGGGGCAUUUCAUUGUGCCUGGCUUCAAGGAAUGUACUGUAAUGUUUGACUGCUCAUAGAUUUGCAUAAUUAUCUAAUCAGUUGAACACAGGACUGUUGUGUUGUAUUUCCUGUUAUUCAAAACCAUUUGGGGAAAAGAUUUUUCUGUGUAUAAUUUUAUUUUCAUACUGAUAUCUAUUUUGUUUAAGACCAUGUUUCAUCCUGAAAUCACUUAAUUCAAAAUAAAUCUUCUUACAAAAUCCA
Molecule: messenger RNA, 13805 nt
Organism: Struthio camelus australis
Lineage: Eukaryota; Metazoa; Chordata; Aves; Struthioniformes; Struthionidae
Source: RefSeq, a predicted model, not a curated record